This is a messenger RNA of Vigna angularis (adzuki bean), 373 nucleotides long. RefSeq lists its product as uncharacterized. The record is from RefSeq and is a predicted model, not a curated record. The transcript is spliced from 2 exons. NCBI's taxonomy places the organism in Eukaryota, Viridiplantae, Streptophyta, Magnoliopsida, Fabales, Fabaceae. The coding region runs from base 41 to 367 and encodes 108 amino acids.
UUUUAUGUAGUUUCCUCAUAUCACAACAUUAGAUGGUGCCAUGACCGCAGGACACAAUGUCGCAACAAAAGUACAGUCUACUUACUCCAAUCUUGCAGCUGAAGGUUAUCCUGAUGGAGUUAGAUCUUGGAUUGCAACUGGAACAAACGGGGAUAUCUAUGUUGCUUUUUUCAAUCUAAAUGAUGAGAAAACAACAAUAUCUGCAAACAUAGUAGACCUGGCUAUUGUGCAACCAGGUGGAAGCAUGUUGAGACUUUGCGGGGGAAUCGAAACUUGGAGUGAAACAUAUGUAACAACGAAUGAUGCAUCAUUAUCAGCAGAAGUGGCAGGUCAUGGAAGCGCAUUGUUUGUCCUUCGUUGCUUUUAAAAUUUG